This is a messenger RNA of Capsicum annuum, 2640 nucleotides long. RefSeq names its product LRR receptor-like serine/threonine-protein kinase EFR. The coding region runs from base 1 to 2640 and encodes 879 amino acids. The record is from RefSeq and is a predicted model, not a curated record. The transcript is spliced from 4 exons. Gene Ontology annotation, biological process: protein phosphorylation. NCBI's taxonomy places the organism in Eukaryota, Viridiplantae, Streptophyta, Magnoliopsida, Solanales, Solanaceae. Gene Ontology annotation, molecular function: receptor serine/threonine kinase binding; ATP binding; protein kinase activity.
AUGGAGAGGCACAUUAUCUUAUUGAUUCUUCUAUUUCUUGUUCAAUAUUGUACUGUUUCUAUAUCAGCGGCACCCUCUAAUGAGACCGAUCAAGAAGCUCUACUAGCUUUCCAAAGUCUUAUUACAAGUCCUAAUCAUUUUUUGGCAAAUAAUUGGACCAAGAAUACUUCUUUUUGCUCUUGGUUCGGUGUCACUUGCAGUUCAAAGAGGCCAAGGGUUGUAGCCUUGGCUCUUCCUAAUUUGCAACUUCAAGGCACAAUUUCGCCGUCUUUGGCCAAUUUGUCCUUUCUCAGAGAGCUCAAUCUCGAGAACAUUUUCUUUCAUGGGGAUAUCCCUUAUGGCCUUGGCCACUUGCCUCACCUGAGAGUCAUUGAUGUUCAGAACAAUCAGCUCAAAGGAAAUAUUCCGACAAGUCUAUUUCAACACUGGAGAGUUCAAGUAAUUUCAUUAGCUUUCAAUAAACUCAGUGGUGAAAUGUGGCAAGGGCCAUGGUAUGUACCCGAACUCAGAAUCUUAAAUCUGAGGAACAAUAGCCUCAAGGGUAUAAUCCCUCCAUCUAUUGGAAAUGCCACAAAGUUACUGAACUUUAGUUUGUUUGGGAACAGAGGCAACAUCCCAAAGGAAAUUGGAAAUCUGAGCCAGCUUGCAUUUUUGAACUUGGCCGUUAAUCAGUUAACAGGUUUCAUUCCUUCAUCACUAUUCAAUGUCUCAUCACUACUUGCCAUAGCUCUGGGACUGAAUAACCUCUCUGGUCCUCUCGUUCUUGAUGAAGGAAACAUUGUGUCAAAUCUAGAGUCUUUAAGUAUAUCUAGAAACCAAAUUUCUGGUCACAUUCCUUCCAACAUCUGUCAACUCACAGAGCUCAAAAUAUUAUCCAUAUCUUUUAACGACAUAACUGGAGAAAUACCCAAAAAUAUUGAUUGUUUAUCCAAGCUCAAGGAGUUUUCUAUUGGUUAUAAUCCAACAGAUGGGACUAUUCCCUCUUCACUGGGCAAUAUUUCCACUCUGCAAUAUGUUUACUGUGUAAGCAAUCGCCUGGAGGGGCCAAUUCCUCCAGAAUUGGGGAAGCUAUCAAAUUUGAUACAAUUAGAUUUUGAAGAAAAUUAUAUCAAAGGUCAGAUUCCAAAGGCUAUUUUUAAUAUAUCUUCUUUGAAACUCAUUGCGUUAACUUUGAACAAACUCUCGGGGAGAAUUCCAACCUCUACUGGUCUUCAUCUUCCUAACCUUGAAGAACUUCACUUGACUGGCAAUGCGCUCGAAGGGGAAAUUCCUGCACACAUUACAAAUGUUACCAAGCUUAAAUAUUUGGGGCUAGCGGACAACUUUUUCAGUGGCAGUAUUCCAACUAACUGGGGAAAUCUUCGUGAUCUGAGACUUCUUUUCCUACAUAUUAAUCAACUUACUAGUGAACAUGAGUUGCCGUUCUUCCAUUCUUUGGCAGACUGUAGGAUGUUGGAAUAUCUAGAUGUGGGUAACAAUCCGUUGAAUAGCAUUCUGCCCAAUUCUGUUGGCAAUCUUUCAUCUACCAUUAAAUUCUUUGAAAUAAGCGAUGCUCACAUCAAUGGCCUCAUCCCCCCAGGUAUAGGCAACGUGAGUGGUCUUACUACCUUAGUCUUUCAACGUAACAACUUGAUGGGAAAUAUUCCUCCUGCGAUUGGCCCAAUUCCCUUAUCGUUUGCCAGCUUAAUAAGCUUGGAAAUCUUGGAUUUGUCUGUAAAUGCCUUGUCAGGUACUAUUCCUAGGUCACUGGAAGAACUCUUGUACCUUAAAGCCAUCAAUGUUUCAUUUAACGAUUUAGAAGGUGAAAUACCCAAUGGUGGCGUGUUUGCAAAUUCCACUCUGCAAUCAUUUCUUGGGAACAAAGAUCUAUGUGGAAUGCACAAAUUAGAGGUUCCUUCUUGCCCUAUCACUAAUUCUGGGGAACAAUCAAAGUCUAAGGAGCUUGUGUUAAAAAUUGUUAUUCCCGUGCUUACUUCAUCCUCUCUGAUAUUCUUUUUGGUUUCAAUUUGGAUAAUGAAACAAAAGAAGAAAGGAAAGUCUAAAAAUGUCGAAAAGUUUUGGGAGAUCAAGACUCAUCAAUUGAUUUCUUAUCAUGAGAUUCAACGAGCAACAAAUUAUUUUGAUGGAUCAAAUUUACUUGUUCAUUGCGACCUAAAGCCGGCAAACAUUCUUUUGGAUGAAGAUAUGGUGGCACAUGUUGGUGAUUUUGGAAUCUCUAAGAUUUUAGCCGUAAGCAAGUCCAUGGCACAUACCGAGACACUGGGCACUCUUGGAUACAUGGCACCAGAAUAUGGCUCAGAGGCAAUAGUGUCCACUAGUGGUGAUGUUUAUAGUUGUGGCAUCAUGUUGAUGGAGGUUUUGACCAAAAGAAGGCCAACAGAUGAAGAGAUAUGCAAUGAAAAUCUUGACUUGAGGAAAUGGAUAACACAAUCAUUUCCAGGGUCUAUGAUGGACGUUGUAGAUGACAAUUUUUUUCCGGAGGAAGAACAAAUCACUUCUAAAAGUGAAAUCUGCAUAGACUCAGUGAUACAAUUGGCUUUAGAAUGCACAAAGGAAACACCAGAAUCAAGAAUAAACAUGAAAGAUGUAGUCACGAGCCUUAACAAAAUCAAGAUCACAUAUCUCGGAACCAGAAUUUAG